Anopheles nili is the source of this 1996-nucleotide messenger RNA. It is a transcript of the gene PhKgamma, whose product is annotated as phosphorylase b kinase gamma catalytic chain, skeletal muscle/heart isoform. The transcript has 10 exons. NCBI's taxonomy places the organism in Eukaryota, Metazoa, Arthropoda, Insecta, Diptera, Culicidae. Gene Ontology annotation, molecular function: phosphorylase kinase activity; ATP binding; calmodulin binding. The coding region runs from base 151 to 1416 and encodes 421 amino acids. Gene Ontology annotation, biological process: protein phosphorylation; glycogen biosynthetic process. Gene Ontology annotation, cellular component: phosphorylase kinase complex. The record is from RefSeq and is a predicted model, not a curated record.
UCUACCGUCUCGUCGUGGUCGGCGGAUUGCGCGGAAUCGAGGUUUUCGGACGAUUCCGAUAGUGAAGCCGAUGCCCGGCUUAUUUUCCACCUGAAUCGAUACCGUUUGUCGUACUGUGCACCGGCGCGUAAAAUAAGUCUCAAGAAAAGAAUGGCCAAAGACGAGGAGGACGACCUGUUGCCGGAUAAGGAUGCUGCAAAGGGAUUCUACGCCAAAUACGAACCGAAGGAAAUUCUAGGCAGGGGCAUCAGCUCAACGGUGCGACGAUGCAUCGAGAAGGAAACGGGCAAAGAAUUCGCGGCAAAGAUAAUCGAUCUGGGGGCGGCAGAGACAGGCGAUUCCAAUCACAUGCUCGAGGCAACCCGACAAGAAAUUCAGAUUCUACGCCAGGUGAUGGGACACAAGUUUAUCAUCGAGCUGCAGGAUGUGUUCGAAUCGGAUGCGUUUAUCUUCCUCGUGUUUGAGCUGUGCCGACAGGGCGAGCUGUUCGAUUAUCUUACCUCCGUGGUGACACUGUCGGAGAAAAAGUCCCGCUACAUCAUGCGCCAAAUAUUCGAAGGUGUUGACUACAUACAUUCGAAAAACAUCGUUCAUCGGGAUCUGAAGCCAGAAAAUAUCCUGCUUGACGAUAAUCUCAAUGUAAAGAUCACGGAUUUCGGUUUUGCCCGUGUCCUGAAGGAGACCGAAAAGUUGUAUGAUCUCUGCGGAACUCCGGGAUACUUGGCUCCGGAAACGUUAAAAUGCAACAUGUUCGAAGAUGCACCCGGAUAUGCGAAAGAAGUAGACAUAUGGGCCUGCGGUGUCAUAAUGUUCACGUUGCUGGUAGGUUGCCCUCCCUUCUGGCACCGGAAGCAGAUGGUUAUGCUGCGGAACAUUAUGGAAGGAAAGUACAGCUUCACAUCCCCAGAGUGGGCUGACAUAUCGGAGGACCCCAAGGACCUGAUUCGCAAAUGCCUGGUUGUGGACCCAUCGAAACGAAUCACGGUUACGGAGGCACUGAAACAUCCGUUCUUCAACACAGUACUUUUCGAGCAAGAUAUUGGACCUCUGAAACGGAGCCUUUCGGUUAAAUCGAGACGCUUCAGUCGCAUUGCUGACCUAGCACUGAAUCCCACGGAAAAUUUACGUAAGCAAAGUCAGUUCAACGCUAGGAAAAAGUUUCAGUUUGCUAUACUUUGCGUACGCGCUAUGAUCCGAAUCAAGAGGCUACGAUACACUCCGGAGCCGUUGCGCGUCGAAGAUGCCCUGAGGGACCCGUACCGCGUGAAGGUACUACGCAAGGUCAUCGAUGGAUGUGCAUUUCGAGUAUACGGCCACUGGGUCAAGAAGGGCGAGGGCCAGAACCGGGCUGCCCUGUUCGAGAAUACGCCUCGAUGCGAGGUUUAUAAUCUUUAUAUCAACAGCCUUAAUCGAUAGGCUGUGAUAGGCUUGUAAGCUCCGCAGCUGGAUGAUAAAUUCGCUACGAUGGGAAGUAAUGACCGAUGCAAGGAGUCGGAAGCGAGGACAACGUUGCUGGAAGACCGGGUACAAAUACAAACCAAGGCAGCACUGAAGAACUUCAGCAUGUUAACAGAUUACUGUUGCCGCUAAACGACGAAUAAUGACGCUGCAAUAUGUUUGAUUAAGCAAUGUUAGUGUCUAGCAAUGUCUCCUUUAAAAUCUAUCCGCGCGACCACGCGACGGUAAGAUGUGUUGAAAUGCGCCUAGUCGCUUUUUCCACCCUCCUCACUUGUUUCCUCGUUACGCUAUUCCGUAUGCGAAAGUAAGACUUCAUUGGUUUCUCUUACUGCAAUAAGUUACUGUAAAAGCGGGCACUUAGGAUUGUGCUUGGAAAAAGAAUAUGAACAGGAUUGAGACACACGUGAUCAAGCAGCAAGAAGAAGCGGUAAAAGCUGCUUUCGUUGACGAUAUUCUUUUUUUAACACUAUAGUCAUGUACACAUUAUUGUUAAAGAGAGUUAGGAAUAGUAAUAUAACCAAAUUAUGAAACGAAUGUA